AUGGCUUCCUUUGUCAAAUUGAAGCUCCGGCGAGAUUCUCUUCAAGCUACUCUCAUUGCCAUCGCAGCACUGAUAUCUGCAUGGUUCCUUGCGCUCGUCAUUCUCCCACAAUGCAAACCCGCAAUUGCCUCAGCCCGCCAGAAUCUCCCCUCAAUCGCCAUCGACUGGUCCCCCAACGACGACCCCCGAAAGCACUACAACGCCUCCAAAGUAGCGCUCAUCAUCGAACAUGAGCCGUUACCCCUUCUCGUACCUUUAAUCCUCCACAUGAUCGCUGUUGUGCCCCCAGAUUGGCGCUUCAUCUUCAUCGGAUCACAAAAGAGUGUGUGGACUGUCGGUCGAGCUUUCGGGAUCCAGUUUCAGCAAGGUUUGGGCAAGAUUGAAAUGAUGCAGUUGCCGCAGCCUUGGAAGAUCAGAUCGAGGGAGGAUAGAAGUCGUCUCCUUACUGACACCCGGUUUUAUGACGAGUUUCUACCUGAUGUGGAGUGGCUUUUGAUGUUCAGCUCGGAUAGCAUCUUAUGUGCCAACUCGGAGUUGAGCUUGAACGACUGGCUGGACUACACUUGGGCUGGUGCAACUGAUAACAGAGAAAAGAAGAACCUCGCAGUCUACGGCGAUCUCUCUCUUCGUCGCGUCUCAGCCAUCAAGCAGAUUCUCAGCUUUCAGUCACGAUACAACGACACCGCAGGUGAUGAUUCAUGGUUCGGCACGCGUCUUGAAGUUCUUCCUGAUGCGAAACUAGCCAUGACUUCAGAUCGACCCUUUGCCGUUCAGAACAAUAUCACCGCGAAGCCGAUGGGGUACAAUCUUCAAGGCCGUGGGGAUCAGGUCGACCGAGAAGUCUGGAAGUUUCCUGAGGCUAGAAAAGAGGCUUUGAAUUAUUGUCCGGAGAUACAUAUUAUUCUCAACAUGAAGCUGGAGAGGGAGAGAUGUCCUGGGGAUAAUCUCAUGGGUCAGAUUGUAGCUUCGACGACUACGACGGCAUCAGCCUUAACUACUUCCUAA
This is a messenger RNA of Fusarium mangiferae, 1005 nucleotides long. RefSeq lists its product as uncharacterized. The coding region runs from base 1 to 1005 and encodes 334 amino acids. Lineage: Eukaryota; Fungi; Ascomycota; Sordariomycetes; Hypocreales; Nectriaceae. The transcript is spliced from 3 exons. The record is from RefSeq and is a predicted model, not a curated record.